CGUACCAGCUUUCCCGCUUUGCGUCAUUUCCGCUUCCAUGCAGGUAGGGCGGGUAAUUCGAACGCUUCCAGGGUGAUCGACGGUCCUCACGGUUGGCGCGGAGGCGCGGCUGCGGUGGCGGAGGAGGAUCUAGACAGAAACUAGAUAUGUCUGGGAGGCGAACGCAGUCCGGAGGGGCCGCUCAGCGCUCUGGUGAGCCGAGGGCGCGCGGAAGAGAUGAGACGGAGCCGUUUGGGGAACAGCCCACGGCCCUAAAUCCUAAAUCCCUGCGGAGGUCACAGCGAAAAUCAGGCUCUGAUCUCCCGAAUGUCCUUCCUGAAAUCUGUCAGGCACCUCCUGCAGCUCCAGUCAAAAAGCCCAUUGUCUUGAAGAAGAUCGUGGCUCAUGCUGUAGAGGUCCCAGCUGUUCACUCUCCUCGCAGGAGCCCUAGGAUCACCUUUUUCUUGGGGAAAGAAAACAACCCUCCUCUCCAGAAGCCCACGAAGAGGGACCUCUUCAAGACACCUAGUGUCCCUGUGACCCCUACUACCACUCCUGUACUGGACCCCCCAGAGGUCGAGUCUUGCUCCAAAGAAGAGGAAUUGGAUAUCAGAACCGUGGAAAUGUCCAGGAAAGUCAGGCGCUCCUACAGCCGGCUGGACACCCUCCGCUGUGCCUCCACCUCCACUCCUGGCCUCCAGUCUUGCUUUGGCUUUGAGGAGCCCAAAGAUUUGUCUGGUGUUUCACCUGUGGUGUGCUCAAAGUUGACGGAGGUCCCCAAGGUCCCUGUAAGGCCCUGCUCCCCAGACAUGAAUCUUCCGGGGAUCUCUCCCCUAUUUAUGAAAGAAAAGCGGAGGAAGAAAAAGGCACCAGAGAUCCUGAAGUCGCAGCUGGAUGAGUGGGCCGCGGCCAUGAAUGCUGAGUUUGAAGCUGCUGAGCAGUUUGAUCUCCUGGUUGAAUGAGAUGCAGUGAGCGUACGCCUGGCCUGACCUUCCCUCUCCCUGUACAUAGCUUCCUCUUGAUGAAGACACUUGGGGUCCCUCUCGCCGGCCUCUUUAUCCCUGCAAGUGCUGCUGUAGAACAUGGGGCCUGCCUGGCCCCUCACUCAUCACCCUCUUCCGGUUUCCCCAAGGUGUCAGGGCAGAAGGCCACCUCUGCCCUGGUCAGGAACCUUGGCUGCUCUGAACCAGCCCACAGAAGCGGGCUCGUGAGAUUGGCAGGCCCUGUCAGUGGCAUGUUUCUCAGUCAGGAAUCCCUCUGUGUCACAAGGCGCUGGGGUCCUGGUCAGCUCUGUUGACCAUCUAGGAGAGGUGUCGCUGACUGGGGGGCAGUGCUGGCCUCAAGAAAGAGGCUAGGGAGCCCAGAUGGUUUUUGUUUAUAUUGUUUCAUGAACAGGGGAUUGAGCCCAGGGUCUUCCUACUACCCUGGGUUUGAAGCCUUUAUUAUUUUUAUUAAACUUUAAGACACUGUCUAAAUUGCCCAGGCUGGGCUCAGAUUUAUAAUCCUGCUGCGUGUGCCCCACACCCCACUGCAGUCUGAGUGUGGAGUGAGGAAGUCUGUUUUCUCUGGGUUCUGAGGAUCUGCAUUUCCUGUUCUGGAGCUAUGUGUUACACACCUGUGUUCUGCCACUGAGUUGUUGGGAAAUGCAGGUUCCUGAAACAUUGUUUGGGACACAUUUCCAUACUGUCCUGUCUCUGGGAUGGCCACCUACCCAGGGACAAAGAAUGAACUUUAUUGUCACCUAUACCUCGUUUGUUUUUUGGGGACAAGGUCUUCUAUGUAGCCCAGGCUGGCCUUGAAAUAACAGCACUCCUCCUGCUCCAGCCUCCAAAGUGCUGGGAUAACAGGUGUGCACCACCUCACCUGUAAUCCCACUGGCCAGGCCUGUUUCUUAAAAAAUGAACCAUGUAGUCUUUGGCCUCAGAAGAAUGAAAGGUCGGGGCUGGGGGUUUAGCUCAGCAGCAUAAGCGCCUGCCUUGCAAGCAGGCAGUUGUGAGUUCUAUCCCUGGUACCGAUAAAAAGGAAAAAGACUAAAAAAAAAAAACUACAUAAAAGAAUGAAAGGUCCCAGUCCCGGAAUUUCCUGCCCUGAGAAACCUGUAGGGGCUGAUAGCAACCUUCCCUUUUACUUGCUACAGUGCUCUCCCUUGGGAACCUGCCCGAAGAGGUGCUGGGAAUAGGGGUGGGAGUGGGGCGUUUCCCCUUCCUUUCCCUUUCCUGGGUGCUGAUGGGAGGUGUGGUUUAAACACUGCACAGCUACCCACUACAACUGCCACCCAAGCCAGGCCAGGUUUGCAGAAGCAGAGGCUGAAGGCUGGAGGCAGAAGGCACUGGGGGCUGAGCACUUGCUCAGGUACUGGAUGGGACUGGAGGGGCAAGGAACCCUCUGCAAGGCUCGGUACUCACUGAGCGGGCACCCUCACCUCAGUAUGACCCACUUGGCCUUGACUGGGCCACGCUUGAAAAACUCUAGUUCCUGCUGGCUGGCGGGGUGGGAGUCUGGGGCAGUGUCUUAGUCCUGCAGAAUCAGGAGGAGCCAGGUAACUGUGAGUUGAUCUCAUCAUUAAGCCUUUUUCUGUUCCUUAGGAACUGACUGCAAUGUAGGGAAAAUGGGUUUCAUUUCCAAAUAAACAUGAUCAAAAGGUU
Cavia porcellus (domestic guinea pig) is the source of this 2624-nucleotide messenger RNA. RefSeq names its product sororin. Gene Ontology annotation, biological process: positive regulation of exit from mitosis; mitotic metaphase chromosome alignment; double-strand break repair. Lineage: Eukaryota; Metazoa; Chordata; Mammalia; Rodentia; Caviidae. The transcript has 6 exons. The record is from RefSeq and is a predicted model, not a curated record. Gene Ontology annotation, cellular component: nucleus. Bases 147 to 941 code for a protein of 264 amino acids.